Orbicella faveolata is the source of this 598-nucleotide messenger RNA. RefSeq names its product N-terminal kinase-like protein. The record is from RefSeq and is a predicted model, not a curated record. NCBI's taxonomy places the organism in Eukaryota, Metazoa, Cnidaria, Anthozoa, Scleractinia, Merulinidae. Gene Ontology annotation, molecular function: ATP binding; protein kinase activity. Gene Ontology annotation, biological process: protein phosphorylation.
UUCCCCUUCGAGUGUCUUCACUGAAAGACGAUGUUGAUAUUUCUCUCAGCAGACACAACGGCUGUCAGUCAAACAACAAGCACAGUGUCUCCAGAGACUAAACAGGCCACAGACAAAGACAAGGGUCAAGACUCGGGAAGUGAUUAUGGAGGGGACUGGAGCGAGGACGAGUGGAAUGAUGCUCAGGAACCUGAUAUGGAGGAACUGAAAAGCGAUCUCUUAGCAGCAAAAGAAGAAAUUACAGCAUUUCAAACUGAAAAGAAAGAGUCGUCUCUCAGACGUCCCGCAAGUCUCCUGGGCGAUGCAGACGGAGCGGAAAGUGGGAGCGACUAUGGUGAUUGGGAGAAUGAUGACUGGUCUGUCGAUAGUUUUGCUCCACCUUCGUCUAAAAGCAAAACAUCUCAGAACAUGCCACCAAACAAAAAGACUACUCAGCAAACUAGAGGCAGUACAAGACAGAGCAAGUCUUCCGCUGCUGAUGAAGACUCCCUGGUGUCUGAGAAGCUGGGCGGAGCCUCCCGCCAGCCCACUGUAGCUAGCGGGUGGGAUGAGGACUCGUUUACUCCCGAGGUAAGCUGUUAAAUCAACGAAGCGCAGC